CGCCGAUACCAUGAAAAUGAUAUUUUCGUUCACAGUGCAUGAUACUCCAAACGUUCCAUGGCGACAAACCAAGAUCAGCAGCAAAUUUCCUAGUACUUGUAGUGGGAUCAUCUUCAAACGCUUGGAGGAUUAGAUCUUCGGCUUCAGGAGGAUAUCGACCUCGAUUAACACCAGGUUCAUUAAGUGUUAGACUUCCAGUCUCGUAAAGACAUCGUUGUGCUGAUGAAUAUAGCGACCGGUGCAAUGGUAACCUGGUCAUCUCCUGUCAUUCCAAAACUGACAACUGGCAACUACUACGGUCGACCUCUAACUACCGAUGAAACGACUUGGAUGACGUCAUUAAUGACACUUGGUGCCGCUGUCGGUACCUUAGUUUCAGCAUGUAUCGCUGACCGUAUCGGAAAAAAGAAGGCUAGUUUGGUCAUGUUAGCACCGUCGGUUCUUGGAUAUGCUGUCAUUUCUAUAGUACGUGUCAUUGGAGUGCUAUAUUUCUGCAGAUUUUUAGCAGGUCUCAGCAUCGGAGGAAUGACAACAGUCGUGCCAACAUAUACAGGAGAAAUAGCAAGCAAAGAAAAAAGAGGUUCUAUGCUAGCCAUCGUAGGAUCAUCUGCAGUUUUAGGAUUUCUAUUUUCUUACUCUGUUGGACCAUACGUUUCAGUCCUAACAUUGAACUUACUCAUUAUGGGCUUAUCACUAUUAUCAGGAACCUUGUUCAUGAUCUUCGCAUCAGAAACAGCUUAUUUUUACAUUCUAAGAGGUGACAAGCAAGGUGCUGAAGCCGCCCUACGUCGAUUCAGAUCUUCUGAGGAAGAAAUCAAAAUGGAACUACUUGAAAUAUCAAUCAGAAUAAGGGAAGAGCCUCAAGGGAAUAUAUUUGACUUGGUGAAAUCUACAACAGUUCUUAAAUCAUAUUUUGUGGCAGUGAUGUUACUUGUCUUUCAAAAUUUAACUGGAAUUACCGCUGUACAAUACUACUCCCAGCCAAUCUUUGAUAUGAUUGGGGUAGAUAUACCCACAGAACUUUGCCCUAUAAUAUUAGGGUGUAUACAGUACGUCGGGGGCUUUACAGCUUUAUUCGUUUACGACAAGUUUGGAAGAAAGAUUAUCAUGUACGUUACAGCUGUUGUAAUGAUCCUGGCAGAAGUCCCUUUGGGAGUAUUUUGUUACUUGAAAGACAGAGGAGAUGAUGUUAGUUCCAUAAGUUUCUUGCCUUUAGUUUGUUUAUCAGUAUUUAUAUUUUUCUACAAUCUCGGGUGGGGAAUGAUUCCAUGGGUUAUAGCUGCUGAAAUAUUUCCAGCAAAGCUCAGGGUUACUGGGAUAUGUGCAGUCGCAUUUAUCAAUUGGAUAAUGGUUUUUAUCAUAACAAAAACAUUUGAUAGUAUGGUGCGAACAUUCACCUUGGGCGUAUUGUUUUGGAUAUUUGCUACAUCUUGCUUAAUAUCGAUUAUUUUUGUGAAAUUUAUGGUAACAGAAACGAGGGGAAAAUCGUUGGAAGAAAUUCAAGAUGCUCUAAAGAAAAAGGCGACAUCUCCAAAGUAAUCUUAACGAGGUUAACGUUGUUAUGAUAGUUACAAAUACAUACACUGUAUUCUAGAAUAUAUUUGCAAUCUCUCAAAUUCUUAUAGAAACAUGAAAAUAUAUUUCAAUGAAAAAUGUGAUCAACCUCUAAAAACAGCCAUUGCGGCGUAUUCCACUGCCUAGCUAUAGAGUGAUGUGCUUUUUUGUUAUUUAUUAUAUAUCAAUUGUGGAAAAUAAAAUAAUCGUUUUUUUUUCUUGUAAUACAAUAUUGACUUUAUUAUUUUUGUAUAUUCAUAAUGCUAAUGGUAGCGAUGACCGCAUCAUUAUUGAUGUUAUUUACCUAUGUCAGCCGGAGUAUUCCUUCAUUUCAAUGCUUAUUUUUUUAAGUAACAAUUUUUGUUUAAAGUAGCC
Molecule: messenger RNA, 1929 nt
Organism: Acanthoscelides obtectus
Lineage: Eukaryota; Metazoa; Arthropoda; Insecta; Coleoptera; Chrysomelidae
Source: the annotation of a GenBank genome assembly